AUGGGCAUCAAGGAUCUUAAGGCAUGGGCGCUAAAGAUGUUGGACUCGUCCGGCAAGAUCCCGGAUGGGGUGCUUGAAGGGACGCUGGUGGCCAUGGGAUCGUACAACGAGUGCGUCAACAUCGUGGCCCGGGACGAGGGCCAGGAACGCGAGUACUUCCGUGGGCAGUACUGCGCCCUGGACGUCAAACCGUUCCUGCCGCCCAAGCCCAAAAAGUACAACCCACAGCACAUGUUUAAGAAUAUAUCCGAAGUCCUGCCCAUCCUCAAGACGCUCGAGCUGGACACUUCGCUGGCCUACAUGUACUUCCUCAAGUUUCGCAUCGGCAUCUGCGUACCCUCUACCUGCAGUCUCGCAGACGUCCGGAGUCUCGCCAGCUACUUCGGGAAGCAGAUGAAGACCAACGUGACGGUUCCCUGGUGCGAAGUGAAGCAGAAAGUCGUACUUCCCGAUUACUACGUCGCCAUCCUUGGACUGCUUCUCAUGUUCGUUUGCUACGGAAAGCUUCAGCAAGACAAAGGCAGAUUUGACUUUUUGAUGUACUACAUACAUCGCUACAUCAGGCUGACGCCGCCAUUCCUGAUGGUGUCUCUCACGCUGAUUCUUGGCCCACCCUGGAUGAACGGUCCGAUCUGGCAUGAGACCGUAGACCGCUUCGCAGAAGGGUGUAAGCGCUACUGGUGGACCAACAUCAUUUACAUUAGUUCCUGGAUGAAGACCCAAGAAGUUUGCCUUCCGCAUGGCUGGUACUUGUCCUGUGACAUGCAAUACUUCAUCAUUGCGCCAAUCUUCUUUAUCGCGCUUUACAAGCGGCCAGCCCUUGGCCUGGGUCUCAUAGGUGCCUUCGCCGUCGCCAGCAUGGUCAUAACAGGCCUGGUCACGUAUACCUACGACUACGGCCCAGUCGCCCUCUUUUCUAUACCGGACGAUGAAAACCUGAACGCAUUCCUGAACGACAUCGCAUUCCGUCCGUAUACGCAUUUUCCGUCUUUCGCCGUCGGCCUGUUCCUUGGAUACCUCAUCUACAAGUACAGACAGAUCAAGAUCAGCAGGCGGAUACAGCUGGUGGGCUGGCUGUCAUCGGUGACCACGGGACUGACCAUCGUGUACGGCGUUUACGAAUGGAACGCCUAUUCACCGCCGGGACCCUUGCUCAGCGUGUUAUACGGUGCCACCAGCCGCCCCGCGUGGACACUCUGCGUCGCCUGGGUCACCUUCGCCUGCGUCUCUGGCCACGGAGGAUUCGUGGACACGCUGCUGUCGUGGAAGGCGUUCGUGCCCCUGAGCAAGAUGACCUUCAUGGUUUACCUGCUGCACCCGCCGCUGAUGUUCAUGUACGCGGCGCACACCAUGAACGCCAUCUACGUCACCCAAUUCAUGGUGGUCUACGUCUACUUUGCGCACCUGCUGGCCUGCUACAUGGCAGCCUUUGUGGGCUGCGUCACCUGCGAGACGCCGUUCAUCAACGUCGAGAAGAUCCUGUUCAAGGCUCUGAACGACUUCCGCAAGAGUCGCAAAGCGGAGGCCAGCCCUACGCGCACGGCGCGGUCGCAGCCCGCCAGGACCACCGGCGGCGGUGUCGCAGCGAUCGACGGCAGGGCGCACGCCGUGCGCGAGUCUGCAGCAGCGGCGACGGUCAGCCGCUUUGUCGCCGCCGGCUCCGAAUGCGUGCGCGGCGACAGCUGCAGACUGUAGUCUAGGGUGCGCUCGGAAGACGUGGGAAGGGGUCUUUUUCGUCGUUACCGCCUGGACAGCUGUGCGGUAUUCACGCUGCCCGCGCGCCCACCGGCCACUAUACAUCAGGGAUACGGGUAGGGCUUACAGCCCAACGUACAGGACCUUGUGUGCACGCUCCUGCCGGAAGCACUCGUGCAAGGACCAUCAUGGCCACAUUUUCGCAAGGAAGAAAUAACCGCCUGGCGAACGCAAGUGCUUUCUGAGCUUAAUCACAGCGCACGCUGUACUACCAUAUUUCAUCACA
Messenger RNA from Dermacentor silvarum, 1981 nucleotides. Its product is annotated as nose resistant to fluoxetine protein 6-like. The transcript is spliced from 12 exons. Bases 1 to 1695 code for a protein of 564 amino acids. Gene Ontology annotation, molecular function: acyltransferase activity, transferring groups other than amino-acyl groups. NCBI's taxonomy places the organism in Eukaryota, Metazoa, Arthropoda, Arachnida, Ixodida, Ixodidae. The record is from RefSeq and is a predicted model, not a curated record.